CGAGGUUUCCAACCCCCCUCCCCCCCCACUCCGCCCCUCCUCGCUCCACGUCAGAGGGAACCGGGCGGAGCGGCCAACAUGGCGGAACGCAGGCGACACAAGAAGCGGAUCCAGGAAGUUGGUGAACCAUCUAAAGAAGAGAAGGCUGUAGCCAAGUAUCUUCGAUUCAACUGUCCAACAAAGUCCACCAAUAUGAUGGGGCACCGAGUUGAUUAUUUUAUUGCUUCAAAAGCAGUGGAUUGCCUUUUGGAUUCAAAGUGGGCAAAGGCCAAGAAAGGAGAGGAAGCUUUAUUUACAACAAGGGAGUCUGUGGUUGACUACUGCAACAGGCUUUUAAAGAAGCAGUUUUUUCACCGGGCACUAAAAGUAAUGAAAAUGAAGUAUGAUAAAGACAUAAAAAAAGAAAAAGAGAAAGGAAAAGCCGAAAGUGGAAAAGAAGAAGAUAAAAAGAGCAGGAAAGAAAAUCUAAAGGAUGAAAAGACAAAAAAGGAAAAAGAAAAAAAAAAAGAUGGUGAAAAGGAAGAAUCCAAAAAGGAAGAAACUCCAGGAACUCCUAAAAAGAAGGAAACUAAGAAAAAAUUCAAACUUGAGCCACAUGAUGAUCAAGUUUUUCUGGAUGGAAAUGAGGUAUUUGUGUGGAUAUAUGACCCGGUUCACUUUAAAACAUUUGUCAUGGGAUUAAUUCUUGUAAUUGCAGUGAUAGCAGCCACCCUCUUCCCGCUUUGGCCAGCAGAAAUGAGAGUAGGUGUUUAUUACCUCAGUGUGGGGGCAGGCUGCUUUGUAGCCAGCAUUCUUCUUCUUGCUGUUGCUCGUUGCAUUCUAUUUCUCAUCAUCUGGCUCAUAACUGGAGGAAGGCACCACUUUUGGUUCUUGCCAAAUCUGACUGCUGACGUGGGCUUCAUUGACUCCUUCAGGCCUCUGUACACACAUGAAUAUAAAGGACCAAAAGCAGACUUAAAGAAAGAUGAGAAAUCUGAAACCAAAAAGCAGCAGAAGUCCGACAGUGAGGAAAAGUCAGACAGUGAGAAAAAGGAAGAUGAAGAGGGAAAAGUAGGACCAGGGAAUCCUGGAACAGAAGGCUCGGGUGGAGAACGGCAUUCGGACACAGACAGUGACAGGAGGGAAGAUGACCGAUCCCAGCACAGUAGUGGAAAUGGGAAUGAUUUUGAAAUGAUCACAAAAGAGGAACUGGAGCAGCAAACAGAUGGGGAUUGUGAAGAAGAGGAAGAAGAAGACAAUGAUGGAGAAACAACUAAAUCUUCCCAUGAAAAAUCAUAAUCUGACUAAUUUGGGACUAAAGUGCAAGAGGUUGGAUUUUCUAUGUUGGCUGAUCGUCCUAAUGUACACAUGACAUUUGUAGCAUUCUUUAAAUCCAUUUGCUGAAAUGUAUUUGACAUCCAAGCAAUUAUAUUCAGUCCUUCAUUUCAUAGAAUACUAUUAUUGGUACAGUCUAAAGCCAUUUAUAAGUUGUAUCUAUUUGAUAAUUUUACAAUAAGUAGGUCUUACUUGUUUUGAUAGUUAUCAAAGAUGCAUUUUCCACAAUGAUAUUUAGAUUAAUGGCAUUUUUGAUAGUUGUAUGGCUUUUUACUGUUAGAUUAAUCAAAAUAACCAAAAGGGAUAAAAGAGAAACACCAACAUUUCAGAUUAUGCAUAGUUAUGUAGCCAUUUCACAGUUUCUUUAAAAUGAAAUGCUUAAACUCCUUGUUCUUGAUAGUUAAGCUUUGAUUGAUUACAAAAGUAUACCAGGGAAUUUCUGGGAUUCUGAGUUAGCAGGGUUCAAAAGCAUUUUGUGGAAACAAGCCAACUAGUAAUGGUGCAGUAACACUUUUAGUUUAGCUACAAAUUCUCCUUUUCCAACUUAGGAAAUCCAAACUGAUUUGUACAUCUGACUCAGAGAAAGAUAGUCAUCUCCAACAGAGAAAGCAAACAGCACUGGUUGGAAGGUGAUGGCUCUUCCCAUUUCCUUGUCGUAAAGUAAAAUGUAUUCUGUACAUAAUUUACAAAUAAACAUUUUAUUUUAAUUGUUACUUAUUAUUUAGACAUUUUUCUCAACACUUAAAUUUGUAAAAUUAAGACCAUGUAAGGGUAUGUUUUUAGAGAAAUGGAAGUUUCAAUAACCCACAGAACAUCUGUGCUCUUUCUACAGCAGCUUCAGUUUUGUGCCAACAUUCCAUGUAUUUGAAUAUGAGUUAAAAAGAUCCUUAAUAAAUAAGAGCAGACUUAAAGUA
Molecule: messenger RNA, 2228 nt
Organism: Leopardus geoffroyi (Geoffroy's cat)
Lineage: Eukaryota; Metazoa; Chordata; Mammalia; Carnivora; Felidae
Gene: SEC62
Product: SEC62 homolog, preprotein translocation factor
Exons: 8
Coding region: 79-1278 (399 amino acids)
Biological process (GO): post-translational protein targeting to membrane, translocation
Cellular component (GO): endoplasmic reticulum membrane; endoplasmic reticulum
Source: RefSeq, a predicted model, not a curated record